Messenger RNA from Saccharomycopsis crataegensis, 1881 nucleotides. RefSeq lists its product as uncharacterized. The record is from RefSeq and is a predicted model, not a curated record. Gene Ontology annotation, cellular component: cytoplasm; nucleus. Gene Ontology annotation, molecular function: protein serine/threonine kinase activity; ATP binding. Bases 1 to 1881 code for a protein of 626 amino acids. NCBI's taxonomy places the organism in Eukaryota, Fungi, Ascomycota, Saccharomycetes, Ascoideales, Saccharomycopsidaceae. Gene Ontology annotation, biological process: intracellular signal transduction; protein phosphorylation. The transcript has a single exon.
AUGAGAAACCCGUUUUCAAAGAAACCUAAGAACCUCUAUAACAAUGAUAAUAAUAAUAAUACCGAGAUCACCAAGGAAUCAGCAAAUAUAGAUCCCUUGACCACAAUCAAGAAAACUUCCUCUCCCAGCAGAAGAUCGCUGGGUUUACAAACAAAUUUCACGAGCCCCAUUAACGGUCCUCCUCCUUCACAAACCUCUCCCACAUCCACUAAACCCCCCAACAAACUUCCGAGGCCGAUCCCAUUACCAAAAAUCGAACCAAUUAAUGAUGGACUGAAUCAUAAUUCAUUCUCAUCCACUAAUAAUAAUAAUAAUAAUAAUAAUAAUAAUAAUAAUAAUAAUAAUAAUAAUUCCUUCUCUUAUGUGAGCAACUUCAACACAAUGUCAAGGAGAGGUACUUUUAGUUCAACCUAUUCAUACUCCAGCACAAAGAGCAAGAAUAUCCACACUGCUCAUGGUUUUGAUGGCUCAGUUAUGGCAAAUAAAUCUAUGGCAAGUAUCGCAAAUCCCUCUAGUAGAUUGGAACGAUCAUCGACUAUCAACUACGAUAUUUUUAAGCUCGGAGACCCCAUAGAUACAAUGUUUGAAAAUUGUUCAGCUUUGGAUGUGUGCCUAAUGGAAAACCAUGAGGAAAGUGCUACUUUAUCAAACAAUAAGGGCAAACAAAAAAUAAAAAACUAUACUGAGGAAUGCUGCAUACAAGAAGAUUGUGUAACCAAUGCAGAUAACCAACUCGACAACAAAAAUGUCUUCAUUCCAGAAAUCAUAAAAAAUUGCAAUAUUCUCCACGCUGGGUUCGGUGGUUGGGUCGUGCUUAAGCAAUUGAAGCCUAAAUACGAUCCCAAUAAUCAACUAGUGGUCAUUAAGACCUUCAAGAAGCCUGACGCUCAAAAUAAAGCCGAUGCCAAUCCUCUAUAUGAUUUCAUUUGUCAGAAUGAGUACGAAAACAUGGUUCAUUUGAAAAACCGUAACAUUAUCCCGGUAUAUAAUCUUUGCAAAGAUAUCUUGGAUUCCGACAGGUAUUAUUGGUCGUUGGCGCUACCAUUUUAUAAAUAUGGGGAUUUAUUUUCGAUUCUUGUAAAAUGUGAUAAACAAAAAGUUAAAUUUCCUGGAAAUUUGAAGGAAAACUUAUUCAAGCAAAUGGUAUCGGCAAUCAAAUUUAUUCAUGGGAAAAAUAUCGUUCAUUGUGAUAUUAAACUAGAUAAUUUUUUGAUCGAUGAUGGAUUUACCAUCAAGUUGACAGAUUUUGGCAUGAGUAUCAAUUUGAACAAAUAUCAAUCGUUAUCAACAUUAGAAGACAAGAUUUGUUUUAUGAAAAACAUUGAUUUACCGAAAAUUGGCACCAAGAGUUAUCGACCCCCAGAGGUGUUCUUUAGUGAUAAGAAAUCACAUCAACUUGAAGAAUUCCGACAUCAGGCAUUUGAUCCCUCCAAUACAUCCCAUGACCAAUGUGUUAAAUGUUAUGAAGCAAUUUUUCAAAAUAUUAAAAAGCUUGAUAUUUGGGCUCUCGGUAUUUGCUACUUGAUUCUAACUUUGAGCCUUUUUAAACCCUGGGAUUUUGCUGAUCGGUCCACGGAUAAGGUGUUUGCGAAAUAUUUUGUGAUUUACAAACAAAGUGAUUUUUUAACUAAAGGGUUGCCUACUAAUAAUAACCAAGAAACCAAUAAGAAACUCGAGAAUUUAAUUGCUAAUAAUUUAGAACUGUUGAAUUUUGUCAAGAAGUUAUUAUUCGACUCGCGAGGGGUAAUUCUAAAGAUGCUCAGCGUGGAAAAUGACCAAAGGAUUUCGAUUGAUGAAAUUAGUGAGUCUAAUUGGAUCACCAAUAUAAAUUUCUGCUCUACCAAUGAGUUUUCACUGGUGUUUGAUGAGAUUUUCAAAUGA